AUGGGAUUUGAAAUCACCAAAGAUUCUCACCAAACAGCUGCUUUUAUCGUGUGCCUCAUUACAGCACCGACCUGCAUCGUAGCUACUGCGCUCCGCUUUAUAGCCACAAGGCGAAAUAGACGUAGAAUUGGAUGGGAAGACUGGUUUGCUCUACUAGCUCUGAUAUUUUUCUUAAUAUAUGUUGCCUUGCUACUUUAUAUUCUCGUUACCCUCAACGGAAGAAACCCCUACAAACCCGGAGCUAUAUCCAAGGAACAAUUCUACAACAUAGAAGUUACGAUAUACGUAUUAGCUGCUCAAUUCUGCCUCCAACAGCUAUUCGCCAAGUUCAGCCUCUUAUUCCUGUACUAUCGCUUCUUCUCUCGUCGGCGUUCAUUUGCCGUCUGUGUCUGGAUCGUCGGUACUAUUCAAUUGCUCUGGUCCGUCGCAACGUACCUAGUCCACUAUUUUACGUGCAUACCCCCGAAGAAAUCGUGGACGCCGACGGCCCCAGGCCACUGCAUUAAUAACCCGGCGUUUCUCGCUAGCGGGGAGAGCAUCAACUCGUUACUUGACUUUGCUCUGGUCGGCCUGGCUAUUUGGAUGGGGGGCUUCUUCGGCUUCGUCAAAAUUGCUCAGGCUUUCGGCAACAGCUAUGUGAACAACGUCCUUGACGCAAUCUGGGCAACCAUUCAGCAAGCGUGUGGUGUCAUCUGCUGUUGCGCACCUAUGUGUAGAUCCCUUCUUCCUAGAUUUAGUCUAUACGAAAGAUUGAGGAUACUCAGUACCCGAGUGUUCAGCACUAGGACCGAAGAUCAUCAGCGACCUAGUCAGACGUCGAACCCGAACGAACCCCCAGAAAAGGGGGCCGGUGAAAAUUGGCGCCCUACAGAAAGCUGGAUCCGACUUGCGAGUAACGGUCAACCAAGCACUCGCGAACUCGCCGUGAUGGACAUGCCGCACGAACCUCCGCCUACGUAUAUCUCGCACGUCUAAAUAUAUGUUUUCUGCCGUUUACCUAUGUCUGGUUUCCGUGGGAUGAAUCUGCUCUAACUCCUGACUCAAGUACCU
Messenger RNA from Daldinia decipiens, 1050 nucleotides. RefSeq lists its product as uncharacterized. The coding region runs from base 1 to 975 and encodes 324 amino acids. NCBI's taxonomy places the organism in Eukaryota, Fungi, Ascomycota, Sordariomycetes, Xylariales, Hypoxylaceae. The transcript has 6 exons. The record is from RefSeq and is a predicted model, not a curated record.